Messenger RNA from Amaranthus tricolor (Joseph's coat), 1842 nucleotides. RefSeq lists its product as uncharacterized. NCBI's taxonomy places the organism in Eukaryota, Viridiplantae, Streptophyta, Magnoliopsida, Caryophyllales, Amaranthaceae. The record is from RefSeq and is a predicted model, not a curated record. Gene Ontology annotation, biological process: male meiosis II. The transcript has 4 exons. The coding region runs from base 221 to 1288 and encodes 355 amino acids.
AAAUCGAACUUUAGAAAUUCGCUCCACUAAUCCCAACGGUCGCUUUUUCCUUUUAUCCAAAAAGCAACUAUCUUCCCCACCUUCUUCCUUGACCGUUUCCCCCUUUUUCCCUUUCUCUGUUCUUAAAACUCUCCUCCAUUAAUCUUCUUUGUCCGAACCGACUUUUUCAAAAUGGAAAAUCUCUACUGAUCCUCUUCAUUAAUUGAUUAACAUCUACAAUAUGGGUUGUUUUCUUGGAUGUUUCGGUUCUUCCAAAAUUAAAGAUGAAAGGAUAAACCCUAGAAAUCCCCAAUUUCACUCUUAUCGGAAUCAGGAUAAACGGCAUCAGUACAAUCCCGUACAAAACAAUGUCGCUCCUAUUCUCACUCAAAUUCCCACUGUUUUUUCAAAUCAAGAUAUUCUACAAAAGCCUGUUAAUCUUCUGGUUCCUGAACCUCAUUUUAAGCAAGAGGAGAAAGAACACUUGAGCUUGUUAAAUAAGGAUAACUCGGAGGAUCAAAUUCAAUUGAGUUCGGGCACACGAAAGAAAGUUACAUUUGAUUCAAAUGUUAAAGAAUAUGAGCAUAUUUCUUAUGAUGAGGAUGAGGUACAUGAGAAUAUACAGGAGAGUGAAAAGGAAGCUGAGAAAAAGGUAAUUGACGACAACUUAAAACCAACCAAAUCAUCUUCGCCGUGGGAGGAUUCAACCUUGUCUAGCUUGGGCUCAUUUCCACCAAAUCAUAGGUAUCAAAAUUGUAGAGAAAGUGAUGAUGAGGAUGAAGAACUAGAUUGUGAAGUAAGUGAUUUGGAUGAUGAAGAAUAUGAUGACGAAGAGGUUUAUGAUGAUGGAUUCAGUGAUGAUGAAUACAAUUCGAGACUAGUCCAUGAGUAUACUAGGUCUUGUACAUCCGUGGAAUCAAGGGCCAAAAGUUCCGGGCCUUGUGUAGUUGAUGAUGUAUAUUCGGACAGAGGAAGAAAAAUCCCGGAAGUGUUCAAUCGUGGUGCUCGCGAUAGGGCUGGUUAUGUACAUUCAGUACUGAAUCCUGUUGAAAACACAGCUCAAUGGAAAACUGUGAAAGUAAAAGGUACACCAUCUGUAAAAGAUCAGAAGGAGAAUUUUCAAAUGGAUUUGGGUUUUCAGCAAUCUUCAUCAAAGUCUAAAUCAAAAUUUGAUGAUCAUAGGGAUGAUCAUGAAGUAGCAGUUGCUGCUAGCUUAUCUGCUUGGUUGGUUUCCUCCCAAUCAACACCUCCUAGUAAGGCUAAUCCUAUUGGCUUCGACUUACUCUCCGAGAAGAUCGCCUUGUCGUAGCCCACACAAGAGGCCAUUACUUGGCACUGUCGGUGUGCACUGGAACGAAAGAACUAAUGUUGGCGAUGGUACUAGCUCAGUUUCUUCAUUGAAGGGCAUACCCAAUAGGCCAAUACUACAAGCAAAUAUCAAUAGGUAUACAUGAAUUCAGAUUAUUGGGAUCCAAUUUUCUUGAAAAUGAAUUUCAGGGUACUGAAUUACAUGAACUGAGAGGUAUACACGAAACGAGGAUCGAGAGAUCCUUAAAAUCUUUGGUUAUAUGGUGUAUUGAUUUGCAUUUGCUGUGAUUCUUGUUUUGUUAAAUAUAUAUUCUUUAAGUAGAUCAAAUUAUGAAUUUUGAUGAGGUUUUAUAUUACUGUUGUGUGUGGAUUGUAGAGUUCUAAUUCUAGGUUGUAAUUCUUUAUUGGUUUGUUCAUUUGUAAUAUAGCCAGUAAUUUAGAGUGCAAGUUAUGUUAAACACUUGGUAUAUCAGAUUUGAAUCAAUAUUGUAGUGAUAUACUAGUAUGGUCCUUUUGAAUCAACUUCAAAGAGAAAGUGAAAGGAUUUUUUAUAAA